AUGGAUUCCAGCAUUGCUGAACGUCGACUUAACGCCAUUCACGGUCACCUUGUCCCCGUCGUCGUCGUCGGUGCCGCUUCUCAUUUCAACGACCUCCGUUCUAAUCCAACCGCCGGCGAAUUCCUCUGUGCAGAGAAGGGUUAUAGUGUCGUGCUGCCAGAGAAACUGCAGACAGGAAAAUGGAAUGUAUACAGAUCUGCUUGCUCUCCGUUUAAGCUUGUGACUAGAUUUCCUGAUCAUCCUGAUAUUGGUACUUUGCAUGAGAAUUUUGUACAUGCAGUUGAUACCUUCCGAGAUUACAAAUAUCUUGGUACAAGAAUUCGAGUCGAUGGUACAAUUGGAGAGUACAAGUGGAUGACAUAUGGAGAAGCUGGAACUGCCCGGGCGGCCAUUGGUUCUGGCCUACUAUUUCAUGGAAUCCCGAAGGGCUCUUGUGUUGGCUUUUAUUUCAUCAAUAGACCAGAGUGGCUCAUUGUUGAUUAUGCUUGCUCUGCAUAUUCCCUUGUAUCAGUUCCUUUGUAUGACACUUUAGGUCCAGAUGCUGUCAAGUACAUUGUUAAUCAUGCUGAUGUGAAAGCUAUAUUUUGUGUGCCUCAAACACUGAAUUCUGUGGUUGGAGGAAUGGACAAUGAAUUGCCUUCAUUGCCACCUUCAACUGAUAUUCAGAUUGUGACAUAUGCAAAAUUAUUAAGUGAGGGCCGCGGUAACCCCCAACCUUUUUCCCCACCAAACCCAAAUGAUGUUGCAACCAUUUGCUACACUAGUGGUACAACUGGAACACCAAAGGGAGUUGUGCUGACCCAUGGAAACUUGAUUGCAAAUGCUGCUGGAUGCAGCAUUGCUACAAAAUUUUACCCCUCAGACAUAUAUAUAUCAUAUCUUCCUUUGGCACACAUUUAUGAACGAGGUUAUCAGGUUCUUUUAGCAUAUUUCGGAGUUGCAGUUGGAUUCUACCAGGGGGCAUCAGUCUUACCAUUUGGUACUGCAUAUGCUGUAGAUGUGGAAAACUCUCAUGAUAACAUGGAAUUAAUGAAUGACCUGGUUGCACUACGACCAACGAUAUUUUGCAGUGUCCCUAGACUUAUUCUCAGUGCUGUAAAGUCUUCUGGUUCUCUGAAGGAGAGACUUUUUAAUGCCGCCUACAAUUCCAAGAGGCAAGCAAUAAUGAAUGGUAUACAUUUACGUCUUGAUAUUUGUGUCUUUCCUUUUUGUCCCUUGCUGGAAGGAAAUAAUCCUUCACCCCUGUGGGACAAAUUGGUGUUCAACAAAAUAAAGGCCAAACUCGGAGGACGAGUUCGUUUCUUUUCUUCAGGUGCUUCACCCUUGUCUCCUGACAUCCUAGACUUCUUGAAGAUCUGCUUUGGUGGUCGAGUAUUGGAAGGAUAUGGAAUGACCGAGUCUUCAUGUGUUAUAAGCAUGAUGGAUGAGGGUGACAAUCUUUCUGGCCAUGUUGGCUCUCCUAAUCCGGCUUGUGAAAUAAAGCUUGUGGAUGUCCCAGAAAUGAAUUACACAUCUGAUGAUGAGCCGCAUCCUCGUGGAGAAAUCUGUGUUAGGGGUCCAAUCAUUUUUCAAGGAUAUUACAAAGAUGAAGUGCAUACGAAAGAGGUACUUGAUGAAGACGGAUGGCUUCAUACAGGAGAUAUAGGACUAUGGUUACCUGGAGGUCGUCUUAAGAUUAUUGAUAGGAAGAAGAACAUUUUUAAGCUGGCUCAGGGAGAGUACAUAUCUCCAGAAAAAAUCGAAAAUGUAUACGCUAAAUGCAGAUUUAUUUCCCAGUGUUUUAUUUACGGUGACAGCCUGAAUUCUUCAUUGGUAGCUAUUGUCUCAGUGGACCAAGAUGUUUUGAAAACAUGGGCUGCAACUGAAGGCAUUAAGGUGAUCUAUCUACCGCUGUUUUACAUUGCCGGAAAAUCAUGGAUACUGUUUGUUAGGCCAAAUUUCCUGUUGUCCUUGUACAAGGAUUUAGAACAACUGUGCAAUGACCGAACAGCAAGGGCUGCUGUCCUGUCCGAUAUGGAUGCCAUUGGAAGAGAAGCUCAGCUAAGAGGCUUCGAAUUUGCAAAAGCUGUGACUUUAGAACUUGAACAAUUCACUAUGGAAAACGGACUGCUUACUCCGACUUCAAAGAUUAAGAGACAUCAAGCAAAGGAAUAUUUCGCCAAAGCAAUUUCGAACAUGUAUGCGGAGCUCACUACAUCAGAUACCUCUUCUUAG
Gossypium raimondii (Peruvian cotton) is the source of this 2214-nucleotide messenger RNA. Its product is annotated as long chain acyl-CoA synthetase 6, peroxisomal. The record is from RefSeq and is a predicted model, not a curated record. The transcript is spliced from 23 exons. Gene Ontology annotation, biological process: fatty acid metabolic process. Gene Ontology annotation, cellular component: endoplasmic reticulum; membrane. Gene Ontology annotation, molecular function: long-chain fatty acid-CoA ligase activity. The coding region runs from base 1 to 2214 and encodes 737 amino acids. NCBI's taxonomy places the organism in Eukaryota, Viridiplantae, Streptophyta, Magnoliopsida, Malvales, Malvaceae.